Messenger RNA from Chondrus crispus (carragheen), 2286 nucleotides. RefSeq lists its product as hypothetical. The coding region runs from base 1 to 2286 and encodes 761 amino acids. Gene Ontology annotation, cellular component: plasma membrane. The transcript has 5 exons. Gene Ontology annotation, biological process: phospholipid translocation. Gene Ontology annotation, molecular function: ATPase-coupled intramembrane lipid carrier activity; ATP hydrolysis activity; magnesium ion binding. The record is from RefSeq and is a predicted model, not a curated record. Lineage: Eukaryota; Rhodophyta; Florideophyceae; Gigartinales; Gigartinaceae.
AUGCGUGGGUGCGCAAGUUGGAAGAGAGGGAGAGAAGGGUCGGCCAGGCGGAGGAAGCAGGGAAGGACCGCGUUGCCGAACGAGUUGCUACUGUCGCGAGGAGGGAAUCGAAACAGGGCGCGCCAGUCCUUCUCUCUUGUAUGGGCUUCAACGAUCGCAGGGGCUAGCGCAGCAGAUGAGAAUCAGCGAAAUUUAAGUUCUCUGAAUGGGUCGAACAACAAUUCGGGAGUGAUCAGUUAUCAAGCGUCAUCUCCUGACGAGGCGGCACUAGUGAAUGCAGCACGUAUUCUAGGCUUCACUUAUUUAUCAAGGUCUAAUCGUGAUACAGUUAUUGAUCAUCUUCAUGAAUUCGCAGUGGAAGGAUUGCGCACUCUUUGUCUUGCCUAUGCAGAUCUUGAUGACGAUGGGUUUCAAGAUUGGCAUCGAAGAUAUCGGCACGCGAAUUCCGAGUUAAUCGAUCGUGAAGAAAAAGUUGCUGCAGUUGUUGACGAAUUCGAACGUGAUCUUACCUUGCUGGGUGCGACUGCUAUCGAAGACAAACUCCAAGAUGGUGUUCCAGAGACUUUAAAGAAGCUGGAACAAGCCAGCAUCAAGGUAUGGGUACUAACCGGGGACAAACAAGAGACAGCCAUUAAUAUUGGGUUGUCAUGCGGCGCCAUUGACGAAGGCAUGGAUGUCGUGAUCAUCAAUGAGGACAAUCUCGAAGAUACAGCUGCGCAGCUUGACCGGGCACUUGGCAGGUGGAGCGCCAUGCGUACAGAUCCAGCAAUGGAACGAAAGCUUGGCCUGGUCAUUGACGGACAAACAUUGCAUUACGCUCUCGAAGAGGAACUCCAGAAACGGUUUAUGGUAGUGACAAACAUGGCUCGAUCAGUCAUCGCUUGCCGUGUGAGUCCGAAGCAAAAGACUGAGAUUGUCGAGCUGGUCCGCCGGCUUGACAAGGACAAAGUUACUUUGGCUAUUGGAGACGGCGCUAAUGAUGUCGGUAUGAUUCAAGCGGCCCAUGUGGGGAUGGGAAUUGUGAGCUUGGAAGGGCAAGAGGCCAAACUGGCCUCAGACUACUCUAUUGGUCAGUUUCGUUUCUUGGGGCGUGUAAUGCUAGUCCAUGGCAGAUGGAGCUACAAACGGCUCUCAAAAAUGGUCUUGUUCACAAUAUACCGAAAUGCGGCGCUGACUCUUUGUGAGAUCUAUUGGGCAUUCUUUUCAGCAUUUUCAGGUCAGCCUCUCUUGGAUCCCUGGAUGGGGGGUCUUUACAAUUUGCUUUUGGCAUCGCUUCCUCCCAUUGUCCUCGGUAUAUUCGAUCAGGAAUUGACUGCCGAAUAUGCGCUUGCUUUCCCUGAAAUGUAUUCAAAGGGGCAAAGAAACACGGCGUACAACUUUCGCGUCUUUUUGAGCUGGAUUCUCUCAGCAAUAUGGCAAUCAGAUGUAGUGUUCUUUGUUUGCUUCUGGGGCUUUGGUGACAUUCCGCAGGCCGGUGGGCAGAUGCUGAGAAUGUGGGCAUUCGGCACAGUCGUAUUCUCGGUAGUGAUUUUCACUGUACAUGUCAUGCUACUUGUGUACCAGACCCUUCUUCUCCUCCUCAGUCGUCCUCACGAGCUUUUCCAACAUGUGCACGUACACCUCCUGCGCGUAGCGUGCGGCGGCGGCCGAGUCCUGGUUCAUCUUCAGACGGCGUGUGUACUUCUCAAGCGGAGUCAUCGAGGUAUCACCCUUCUUUCGGCGCUUCAUGCGGUCAAACUCGCCCUUGGCCAUGUGCUCGUUCUUCUUCAUCUCCUUGAAGGCCUCACGGGCCUUUUCCUUGCACAGGUCUGCGUACGGGAUGCCGCCCAUCUGCAUGGCGAUGUGCGGCUCGAUGAGCGGGGAGUCAUCCUGCUCGUAGGUGGCGGUGGGCUUCUGGACCGGCUUGAUGUCGAUGGGCAGCGGCGGGCGGCGGUCCGUCGGGUGCAUGGGCUGCGGCGGGAAGGAGUGGGCGGAGACGACGGGGUGGCGGGCGUAUUGCUGGGCGUGCGGGUCAUGGGAGAGGUGGUGCACCCGUAUUACUUUACAUUAUUGAGGAACUCUUCCUCGCUUGCUUCCGCUCAAACGGCGUCCUCCAUCGCUUGGAUGCACAUGCUUAACAAGACAUCGGAGCUGUUAAACUUGCAUGGUAUCAGACUUGUACAGGCUCCCAUUUACACAAUCUAUGAUGAACAAUUUGGAAAAGGAAGAAAGUCUAUCUGUCCACAUAUAGUUGUUACGGCGACACCCCAGUACCCUACGAAAGAAUCGGGAGGAAGUUCGUGCUAA